ACCCACGCCUUGGUCCAUGAUACAAAGGUACAAGUUGUUGCUUCACUUCUAGACUCGCUAUUCCGUAGUUCCCCCGUCGAACCAUCUCUUGCCAUACCCUUCGUCUCACAGUUUCGUUGGUCUGCGCAUCACGCCUCUGGAUCGAUAUUCCGCACUUCCUGACUAGGCUUAGAGCACAACAGCGAUGGCGAGCCCAGCUUCACCCCGUCUGCUCCCCGCUGCCGAGAUCUCUGGAGACAUCGGACCACAAGAAGAUCAGAAGUACAUUUUCCCUUCUGAACUGCCUGAAACAGCAUUUUCGCCUACUUGCGAAGAAGACAUGGCCAUGGUGACUUCCAAUCGAGCGAUCGCACCUUCGGACGACAAUCACACACAGCAAGCACCCAUGGCUAUCGGUCCUCAGGCAAUGCAAUGGACUUCUGACUACUACAAUCCACACGAGAUCCUUCAGCAUGCAUCCGCUUUUUCUGCGCCAGCCUACUUCACUGCAGACCCGUCUUGCGCUAGCUACCCCAUGCCGCCCCACUAUGACCCCCCCUACAACGCAAACCACGCCCUCAACUACCCACACGAAUAUAUGAAUUCCCGUCCCCGCGGCUACAACAUGGACUUCUCUGGUUAUCCUAGACACAUGGCUACAUCCUAUCCGCCAUCCACCUUCGUCCACUGCCCGCCGGACAUGCCAUCUGCCGACAGCUCCACGCAGCUCACGCAGCUAAGUGACGAUUACGAUCUGCAAUAUGCGGAUUACUUCAAACAAGAAGACCAGCUUGACUACGCCAGCCCGUACUCGGGGACAUCUCGCGCCUCGACUCCGUACUCGACUGGGCGCGAAGAGGACGAACCGAUUGACAAGGAGCAGCCCUAUGCGCAACUCAUCUACCGCGCACUGCUUACUGCGCCGCAACACACGAUGGUUCUCCGCGACAUCUACGACUGGUUCAAGACGUACACUGACAAAGCAACGCACAGCGAGACCAAGGGCUGGCAAAACAGCAUCAGACACAAUCUCAGCAUGAACGGCGCCUUCGAGAAAGUCGACUCCCCCGCCGAAGCAACAACCAAAGGCUUCAUGUGGCGCCUAACCCCCGCCUCGCUCCGCGAAGGCGUCAAAUCCACGACCCGCUACCGCUCCAAAGCCCCACACAAGCGCACCACGCACCGCACCCCCCUCCCGCAGCGCCAAGCCUCGGGCGCAAAAGGCGGCCAAGCCUCCCGCCGCUCCACAACCCUGCGCCGCGCCCGCCCCCGCGCGCCCCCCUCCCCCUCCCCCGCGCCCCGCAGCACCCCCUUCUCCUUCCCCUGGCCCGAGCCAUCCCGCUCAGACUCCCCCUACGACCCGCUCGCCUUCACGCCCUACCACCACGAUCCCAAGGACGCCGCUUUCGAGCCCAUGCUGGGUCUCGCGGCGCAUCUCGUCUCGCCGCCGCGCAGCUACGCGGGCUCGCCCGGCGCGCCGUCGUUCGUCAGCGGCGACGCGGCGUUCGGCGAGGCUGCGUAUGCCGGCGAUCAGGCGUUUGGGGGCGAACCCGCGUAUGCGCUUGAGCGUGCGCGCGGCGCGGAGCGGUUCUUCGAUAGUCCGAGUCCUGCGCUGGAGCCGGUUACGCCGGUUGUAGCGCGGGGUUGGGAGGAUGUGCCGCUGGGCGUGGAUGUGUUUGAUGAGUUGGCGGGGUUUGGUGGGGGGCCAGUGUAGGCCGUGGGGAAGGUUGGAGCUU
Molecule: messenger RNA, 1715 nt
Organism: Boeremia exigua
Lineage: Eukaryota; Fungi; Ascomycota; Dothideomycetes; Pleosporales; Didymellaceae
Exons: 2
Coding region: 185-1693 (502 amino acids)
Biological process (GO): regulation of transcription by RNA polymerase II
Molecular function (GO): RNA polymerase II cis-regulatory region sequence-specific DNA binding; DNA-binding transcription factor activity, RNA polymerase II-specific
Source: RefSeq, a predicted model, not a curated record